AUGAUAAUGAUGAUGAUGACGACGACGAAGCAUUACACUUUCUGGAUUCUGUUGAUCUUUUCCAUCUCGAUGGCUUCUUGCUCCACGAUCCCAUCGCUUGGAGGUAAAAAACAUGGGGUUCGUUUUUCCUUCACUUUCUCGGCUUGUUUUCCAGCUCCAGAAAUCGGAAUCAACUAUGGUCGUUACGGCUCCAAUCUUCCUCCACCGGAAGCCAUCCCAUCGCUAGUCAAUUCUCUCUCAAUCAAGCAUGUCAAAACCUUCGACAUGGAUCCAAGAGUCACCAAAUCAUUCGCCAACACCGGAAUCUCUCUCUCCCUCUGUAUCCCCAACGACAAGAUUCCGAUUCUAGCGUCCAAUGCCUCCGAAGCCGAAUCAAUCAUCAGGACUUUCAUCUUGCCUUACCACAAGAACACGAUCAUCACAUCAAUCGCCGUCGGAAACGAAGUCUCGCUCAUGCCGCAAUUCUCGAGCCACCUCGUCUCGGCUAUGGAGAACGUUCAUCAAGCAAUCAAGAGGUACCGAUUGCACAAGAAGAUCAAAGUCUCCACCACGCAUUCCCUCGCGAUUCUAUCCCGGCGAUUCCCUCCCUCGGCCGCGAUUUUCCACAAAUCGAUCGCUGAAUCGGUUUUGAAACCACUCGUGAGGUUUCUGCAACGAACAAAUUCUCCUCUCAUGGUGAAUGUCUACCCAUACCUCGCAUACAAACAAUCAUUCCCUUCGAUUCCACUGGAUUUCGCUCUGUUCCAGCCCAUGAACAACUCCAAACGCCGGAAAUACACCGAUCCGUACAGUGGAGUCACAUACACCAACCUGUUCGACAUAAUGUUGGAUUCUGUGGACUCCGCCGUGAAAUCUCUGGGGUUGCCGAAGAUUCCGAUGAUGGUGUCUGAGAUUGGGUGGCCGUCGAGUGGAGAUCCCGGCGAAGUAGCUGCUAAUUUGGAGAACGCUAGGGUUUUCAACCAACGGCUGAUUCAGCAUCUGAAAAGAAGAGGAUGGAAUAAGAUUCCUGUGUAUAUCUUUGCUCUGUUCGACGAAGAUCAGAAAACCGGCGCCACCGUGGAGAAACACUGGGGACUGCUGUAUGGUAACGGCUCGAGGAAAUAUGAUCUGAAUAUCUCGCCGCCGAUUUGA
This is a messenger RNA of Eutrema salsugineum, 1131 nucleotides long. RefSeq names its product glucan endo-1,3-beta-glucosidase 12. NCBI's taxonomy places the organism in Eukaryota, Viridiplantae, Streptophyta, Magnoliopsida, Brassicales, Brassicaceae. The transcript is spliced from 2 exons. The record is from RefSeq and is a predicted model, not a curated record. Gene Ontology annotation, cellular component: plasma membrane. The coding region runs from base 1 to 1131 and encodes 376 amino acids. Gene Ontology annotation, molecular function: hydrolase activity, hydrolyzing O-glycosyl compounds. Gene Ontology annotation, biological process: carbohydrate metabolic process.